AAUGACGUAACAGUUUAUGCGACAGGUGAAGGUCGGAAGACAAACCUUCCCAACGUGUUUAUCCAUCUACAGUAGUAGUCUCUGAUCAAUCUUAUUUCCCCCGAGAGACGGAUAUAAUAAAACCCAGAUACGAUGCGGUGGUUAAGUGGAGCGGUGUUGCGGGCCACGAUGAGACACCGCUGUCGCUACUUUUCUGUGGCACAAAACAACUGGAACGCCAGAAAAGGUCUGGUACUCGGCGUUUAUGAGAGCGAGAAGGAGGACGACUCUCUCCAUCUAACUGAAUCAGCAGCUGGUGUCGACAGAGUUCUGUCUGGUAAACUGACUGAGCUGCUGAAGAUAUCAGGACCAGCUCUGAAGAAAGGGAAGACCAGAACAUUCUACGGUCUCCAUGAGGACUUCCCAUGUAUAGCAGUAGUUGGUCUAGGGAGGAACUCUCUGGGUGUGUGUGGAACAGAGUACUGGGACACCUGUAAGGAGAACAUCAGGGCUGCUAUAGCAGGAGGCUGUCGGGUUCUCCAGAACCAUGUGUUGACCCAUAUCGAGGUGGACGGGUGUAAUGACAGCCAGUCAGCAGCAGAGGGAGCUGUUCUUGGGCUGUUUACUUACGAUGACCUGAAAACCAAGAAGAAGACCAAAGUCACCACACAGCUGCAUGGCAGUGGAUGUGUGUCUGGCUGGGAGAAGGGCGUGUUGUACGGAGAGGGGCAGAACCUGGCCCGUUACCUGAUGGAAGCUCCAGCCAAUCAUGUCACUCCGUCAGUCUUCGCUGACACCAUCACAAACAGACUGGCUCCCUACGCCGACCACGUCACCGUCCAUAAGAGGUCUCAAGAGUGGAUAGAGGAGCAGCAGAUGGGAGCGUUCCUCAGUGUUUCUAAAGGUGAUAGAUGGGAGGGUUCCUCAGUGUUUCUAAAGGUGAUAGAUGGGAGGGUUCCUCAGUGUUUCUAAAGGUGAUAGAUGGGA
This is a messenger RNA of Oncorhynchus masou masou (cherry salmon), 966 nucleotides long. Its product is annotated as cytosol aminopeptidase-like. NCBI's taxonomy places the organism in Eukaryota, Metazoa, Chordata, Actinopteri, Salmoniformes, Salmonidae. Gene Ontology annotation, cellular component: cytoplasm. The record is from RefSeq and is a predicted model, not a curated record. Gene Ontology annotation, molecular function: manganese ion binding; metalloaminopeptidase activity. The transcript is spliced from 7 exons. The coding region runs from base 133 to 951 and encodes 272 amino acids. Gene Ontology annotation, biological process: proteolysis.